AUGGCAACAGCGACGCGCUUUGACCGAGCGAGCGCGGAAGGCCGACACGGUGAACGGUUUGUGCUGUCGUCAAAAAGAUGGAGCGCAGAAGCGGGAGCUGAGGAGGGUUCUGACAGAGAGGAUCUAUUACAGAGGGAGUAUGAAGAGCUGACCAACACUUUGAGCACCCUGAAGAAAAAAGCAGAGAGGAUGCGACAUGAGAAUAAGCAUCUUCAAGACGAUGUCAGUCAGACUCGUGUGGAAAAUCAAGAGUACAUUUCAUGCCUAUCCGAACAGACCCAGAAGUGUCAGAGUGCCAUCAAAACCCUUAUAAUCCGUGACCACAACCACCAGGAACUGGAAACCUUGAGGAAACAGAGGGAAGUUGCCUGCACAAAGUACCAGGAACAAGCUGAUGGGCUGAAGAAGUCAAUUCUGGAAAAGGAGACUAAGCUGGCUGUGCUCAACAUAGAGAUCUCUCAGCUUACAGACGUCAAGAGCCUGCAGCAACAACAGCUGGGCUGUUUAGUGGAGCUGGAGAAACAGCUGGCCCAAAUGCAGUGCCAGCAUGCAGAAUCCCUGCAGGCUCUCAAGGCCAACUUCCUUUAUGAGAAGGAGAAAUACCAGAGCCAAGCCAAAAGCAGAGUGCAGGCUGAGGCACUGGCAGCCAACAGGGAGAUAUCUCGCUACCUGCAGUCCUAUGCCAGACAUGUCUCAGAGGAGAACCGGGGUCUGAGAGAGGAGCUACAGAGGCUCAUCCAGAAAGGCAGCACCCUGAGGGCCCGCCAAAGUCAGCUCCAAUCUAGGAGGCAGCAGCUGCUUCUGGAGAGAGAGUAUGUCACAACCCUCAAGAGGCUCUGA
Molecule: messenger RNA, 840 nt
Organism: Lampris incognitus (smalleye Pacific opah)
Lineage: Eukaryota; Metazoa; Chordata; Actinopteri; Lampriformes; Lampridae
Gene: ccdc166
Product: coiled-coil domain containing 166
Exons: 10
Coding region: 1-840 (279 amino acids)
Source: RefSeq, a predicted model, not a curated record